Haliotis rubra (blacklip abalone) is the source of this 2864-nucleotide messenger RNA. RefSeq lists its product as uncharacterized. The coding region runs from base 247 to 2571 and encodes 774 amino acids. Lineage: Eukaryota; Metazoa; Mollusca; Gastropoda; Lepetellida; Haliotidae. Gene Ontology annotation, molecular function: protein binding. The transcript is spliced from 13 exons. The record is from RefSeq and is a predicted model, not a curated record.
AGGGUGUAAUCUCGUCAAGGGUGUGUGAUCUCGGUUUCAGUAAUUGUUAGUGUCAUGUCAUAGCGUCCCGGAUAGUUAUCAGCACAGACAGAACAGGGGCUAUCUGGAUAGAGCUCAGAAACCUACCACAAGGCAAGACAUGAUGAGGUUAUUGCUGCGCGUCCCCUUGUUUUUGUUCAAUAUUUCAUAUCAACGUUAUCGGAUCCCAAGGUUCAUGAAGUGACUUGAUGCAAGGGAUUGUCGGACAUGAUAACGCUGUUCUCAGUCUGCGUUGUCAUGGCAACUCUACCUGACACGACGGCAGGAGGUCCCACACAGCCGGAGAACAUGACCUGCGUCCUGUAUGCCAAAAGGCUUCUCACCUGCAACUACGACCUCCGUGACGGCGUUGACCGUAGCAACACGACAUGCACCACAUGUUUUCAGUACAGUAAAGUAGAGCCGUGUGAAGAGGCCAGUAAGACGAGAUGUAACACUGCAGUUGGGAAAUGUGAAUACGACUGUGAUGAUCUCAAGUUUUGCGACUACUUUCACCUGAUGAAGGUCACCGAGGUUGGGGGAAAGGGAGACAUUUCUGCCUCAAUGUGUAGACAAAUCGAAACUGAAGACUACAUACAACCAGGUCCAGUGCGUGACCUACGGGUGACGGCCAUCAACAGCACAGCAUUACGGGUGUCCUGGAAACAGCCUGAUGACAGAUGUCGUCUUUCAGACCCGAUGAUGUAUAAAUAUUUCGUGAAGUAUUUUACGAAAGCGAAAAAUGUCAAGAAAACUAAGUCCAAGGAUGAGGAUGUUGAAGUGGUUCUGACAGACCUGGAGCCCUGGACCAACUACACAGUGACGGUCAGGUCACGACCCCACAGCAAGGGCUUCCGUGGCCCUCCACAGAAUGCCACAAAUUCAACCUUAGAGGACGUUCCAGUGUCAGGUCCACUGAUACCAAAGAAUCCGUAUAGCAGGGUGGCGCCUGGAGUGUUAGAGGUCUACUGGAGUUCAGUUCCUCGGGAUGCCAGCAGGGGAGUUAUCGUCAACUACUCCGUCCACGCCAGCUGUUGUCUGUCACAGCCGCUGUACACCACUGACCACUCGACCACAAUCAACAUCACCGGACACAGCAACGUGACUGUACGGGUGAACGCUGCGACAAAGAUCGGCUGGUCUAAGACUGCGUCACAGGUCCAUGUAUACAGACGGAAUUUGGAUGUCCAGUUCAUUGACAGAGUACAAAGGUCUGGCGACAAGUUGUCGUGGGUGUUCCAUGAUAACGCGGGUAAACAGCCAGACUUUUUCAACGUGUGUCGGUGUUUCGGGAGUCAAGAUGACAAACUGCUCCAGCUUGUGAAAUGCAGGGGUCAGGUGAAUACGAUACGGGUUCCUGGUAACAAGAGAGCGUUACCUUUAGAAGACCACGUGCCGCCUAAAUUAGCCUGCGCAGGAUGUGAUUGGCAAUACGCCGUCUCCGCCCACGUUGACAACGUCACGUCACCGAUGGUGUGGAACACUCCAUUACAACAUUUUGAAACUCGUCCAUCAGCCUCAGCAAUGACGGAUGAUUCGGCUGUGAUCACCGCACUGGUCAUCGUGGUAGUAGUUGUCGUAGGUGUUGGCGUGGCAGUUGUUGUUGUCAAGCUUAAGCGGAAUGUCCUGUGUGAGCGAUUCAAGAUCCAGAUGCCACAACUGAUGUGGUCAAUUAGCGACAAAGAGGAGCCAUGUACGUGGACAGAGGAUGACAGAAACGGCAAUGCCAAAGGACGCCAGGGAACUCCACAAGUUAUGGCUAACACCAUCGACGUCCUGGAAGAAGAUGGACAGAGGGUACCUCUUCUUGAGGAACAGUUGCAAGCAGUCGGGAUGCAGACGGAACGAGGUGAUGGGGAAAGCGAUACGCGCUUCUUGACGGACAGUGUUGGGUCAAACUACAAACAGGUCACUAUAGACACUGGCAAAUCUCCAUCACAGGAUUGUCUCCCUUGUAGUCGAGAUAGGUCUGUAUCUCAUAACUCAACAAGGAAGCAUCUUAAUGGUAGAUCUGGACCUGGGCUAAACACACCUUCGUUAUCAGUAGCCCAUGACUGUACAGAUGUAGUCAGACAGACCCAGGGUCUUUGUCAAGGUAAUCAUAUCCAUCUGGACGUAAUCUGUGGACCUGUUGGUUCUCCGGAUGAAGACGAAGGAUGGUCCAGUUCAUCCGACAGCGGUGUUUCCACUUAUAGACAGGUGCCAAUAGACAGUGACGUAUCUCAGUCACUUAAGGAUUGUCAACCGGAUGAAUCUGCAACCACUGUUUCUGAAGAUGAGGCUGAACAUGACAGCGCUCACUCCAGUAUAUCACACAUGAUAAAGAAACCUGUAUCUGAACAAUUACAGGGAUCUUCAUCAUACUCAUCAGUCACGCACUCAUCAGUAGCAACAGCACCGCCUGCACCAUGUCAGAUAUCCACAUCAUCCACGGAGGUAAAGCUGCAUCCGUGUCGACAACCACACGCGGACUUCCGCCAAAGUGUACCUCCAACGGGUACCGUGACUUCUAUCCCCAACUCUUUUGUCCUCUGGGAAGCAGCUGAUUUCUGAAGAAACAUCACCACCUUCCCUUUUGAAAAAGAUCUUAGGUUGAAACGCUUAGAAUAUCAAGGUUCAUUUGAUGUACAUUGCCAUGCAAAUAACAGGGAAUAUUUUUCACGAUACAAACUGGCAGUAUGCAAUAAUGAUUUGUUUUCAUCGGAAAACAUGCUGGUUGUAUUCAACUGCAUCAGACCCGUGCAGAUCCGGGGUAGAAUAGGUCUUCAGCAACCCAUGUGCUUGCCAUAAAAGGCGACUAUGCUUGUCGUAAGAGGCGACUAACGGGAUCGGGUGGUCAGUUUCGC